UACGGAGUUGCUUCCUGUUUUUCGGCGUACAGUUUUGAAAACAAAUUGCAAAUGAUAAAAAAACAGGUUAAAAAGCCGAAUAAGAUUCUGGAGCAAAUUGUUAAUAAAGAGAAGAACGCAAAAUUAAUAAGAACAGAAAACAACUGUUCCAAGUAUUCUGGAGGAUUUCUCUUGGCAAUAAUUGCAAUGUCGGCGCCACCAAAGAAAGCAAAGCGGCAUGAAUCCUCUAAACGUACAUGUCAUCUAUGCGAGCAAUUAAAUGAAAAAUGCGACAAACUUUACGAAAAAUUAAGUGCGAUGGAAGAAAAAUCCAGACAGCAAUCUGAUAAGUUUUGCGAUAUUUUGGCUGAGCACAAAGUACUUCUCAUGGAAUUAACGCAUCAAAAUAAAGCAUUGCAAACAUUGAAAGGUAUUUUCCCUAUAAAAUCAACAGAGGAGCUGAAAAAUUUGGACGAACUAUUGGAAAUACAACCAGAAAUAUAUGUGCGACAUAUGAAAACAUUAAUUGCAUCAAACCUUAACAAAAACUUAAGUAAUGUAAUCGCAAACAACUUAAUUAUGGACUACAACCUUGAUGGUACCCAUAGUAAACAUCGCCUAAAGGAUUUUAAAAAUGUUUACUUUCAUUUAAUUGGUAAAUAUAUUUCAUGUAAUGUGCUAUUAUGUAUACUUAAUAUGUACAUAAGUAACCCUCACUUUCUUUUAACAGAAGCCAUUUCCUUAUCAGAAGAUCACCCUGAAGAGAAACUACGUAUUGCUAUGCACAAAGAAAAGAAAAAGAGUUUCCGUAAGCCAAAGGAUUCAUCUAAGAAAAUGCAGUUCCAAACAUAAACGAAACAAUAUAAAUACACCCAUGCAUGUACAUAUGUAUGUAGUGCAAACACUAGAAGUCGAACUUAGCCAUAAUAAAUUUUCUUUUUUUAAUCCAGUUUUUCUUUUGUUGAAGUUUUAAACACUUGUUACAUUAUAUCUACAAAAAAACUGGGCGCACUUAAAACGUUAUAAAACAAAAAUGUAUUUUUGCAAUUCAAAGAUGUUUUUGUAUAUGUACAUAGUACAUACAUAGUUAGUUUUGUUUAUUAUACGUAAAUUUGGGUUAAAAAAGCUGCGCUUGACUCUGUGCGACCAGUUUUCUUGUGCCCAUACUUUAUGUAAAUUCUUUGUAAUCCUGUAUACAUUUGUACGUGC
Messenger RNA from Rhagoletis zephyria (snowberry fruit fly), 1188 nucleotides. RefSeq lists its product as uncharacterized. NCBI's taxonomy places the organism in Eukaryota, Metazoa, Arthropoda, Insecta, Diptera, Tephritidae. The record is from RefSeq and is a predicted model, not a curated record.